Colletotrichum chrysophilum is the source of this 1929-nucleotide messenger RNA. RefSeq lists its product as uncharacterized. Lineage: Eukaryota; Fungi; Ascomycota; Sordariomycetes; Glomerellales; Glomerellaceae. Gene Ontology annotation, cellular component: mitochondrion. The transcript has a single exon. The record is from RefSeq and is a predicted model, not a curated record. Gene Ontology annotation, molecular function: molybdenum ion binding; oxidoreductase activity. Bases 1 to 1929 code for a protein of 642 amino acids.
AUGCAAGCGCCGCGGCGUCUGUUUAGCGAGCUUUUACAGCUCUCGACAAAGCGGCCCGUCCCUUUUCGACCGCUACACGCCCCGGCCACCUCUCUGGCUGGUCCUCUUGCCGCUCCUCGUCCUCAGGGUUCCCUCCACCCUCGACUCUUGCACGCCUCUCCUUGCUCUAGACACACCCAGCCGACAUCCGUCUCCUCCUCGACGCCUCUCACAGGUGGUACCGCUGCUCAGGCACAAGAGAGGCAGCGGCCUCAGCAUAACAGUGGCCCGGGUGGCCCAGGUGGCCCAGGGAACCGUCCCCCACGCCUCAUCAGGGUUAGGACUCUGCUCGCUAGCGGUGGGCUGCUGUCCUUCUUCAUUGGCCUCUCGGAACCCUUCCAUGUCCCCCACGAAGAUGAUGUCGAUACUUCCGGCCCGGCAGACUCGACCGAUGACCGCGAUCCGUCCCUCCCUCGCUUCCGGCUGAACGAGGUCCGGAAGCACGACGCAAAGUCCGGCAGCCCGUGGGUUACACAAGGCGAUAAGGUCUAUGAUAUUACCGAAUGGGUCGGAGCCCAUCCCGGUGGCGAGGUCAUCCUCCGUGCCGCCGGCGGCAGCAUUGAUCCCUACUGGGACAUUUUCACUAUUCACAAGUCGCCCCACGUCUACGAGAUCCUCAACCAGUACCUGAUUGGCUUUAUCGAUAAUGCCGACCUGAUUGACGGCAAGCCUGCCGCACAAUCGAUUGAGGACCCUUUCCAACACGAUCCCAGCCGUGACCCAAGACUCAUCACACUUACUCCCAAGCCUCGCAAUGCCGAAACGCCUUUGGAGGGCCUGGCUGACAGCUAUCUCACCCCCAAUGAGCUCUUCUACGUGCGUAACCACAUGUGGGUGCCCGAGGUCGACGACACCUCGGAUUACACCCUUAAGAUCGAGCUGCUCGACGGAACCAUCAAGGAGUACACCCUCGAUGAUCUCAAGACCAAGUUUAAGCCUUCAACCAUCGUGGCGGUUCUUCAGUGCUCGGGCAACCGCCGAAGUGACAUGACGCGCAACGCCAAAAAGACAAACGGUCUUCAAUGGAAUGUCGGUGCCAUCUCUUGCGCUGAAUGGCAGGGUGUGAAGCUCUCCGAUGUUCUCGCCGACGCUGGCGUCCCCAUUCUGGAAACAAUGGCUGGCGAUACGGAAGCCAAGCACGUCCAAUUCAUGGCUCUCGAGGCCUACGGCGCGUCAAUCCCCAUUGAGUCUGCUCUGGACCCCCGUGGCGAUGUUCUUCUUGCCUAUUCGAUGAAUGGAAAGCCGUUGCCAAGGGACCAUGGCUACCCCCUCCGUGCACUCGUGCCUGGCCAUGUCGCAGCUCGCUCUGUCAAAUGGUUGAGCCAUAUCACGGUGUCAGAUGAGGAGAGCCACAGCCAGUGGCAGCGCAAGGAUUAUAAAUGCUUCGGACCCAACGAGACGAAGCCGGACUGGGACAGCGCAGCCCCCAUCCAGGAAAUGCCCAUCACCAGCGCCAUAACAACCGUUAGACUGGGUGACUGGAAGAGUGGCACCAAUGACGCCGAGACCACUGGCCGAGAGGCUUCGCUGAAGGGAUACGCCUACUCUGGCGGCGGGCGCAGAAUCGUCCGCGUCGACGUGAGCCUUGAUAACGGCAAGACAUGGGACCAGGCGGAGCUCCUUGACGAGCCUGAGACUGCGCCCAAAGCCGGCCACAAGUCUUGGGCGUGGAAGCGCUGGAGAUACGAUGGCGUUGUUCCUCUGGGCGAACUGGGCGAAAACGGCAAGAAGUGCACAACGAUGCUGGUCAAGGCUACAGAUGAGUCGUACAACUGUCAGCCAGAGAGUUAUGCGGCCAUUUAUAACCAGCGCGGCAACUUGGCCAACGCCUGGCAUCGUCUCAGAAUUUGCUCAGACUGUGCCAAGGGAGCUUUGAUUACUACGAGAUGA